CUAAACACCCGCAAGCUUAUACAAAAAAAAAACACACAACUACCCCAAUCACAAUGGCUGCCGUCCUCCGUCUGGGCUCAGAGGCCCCCAACUUCAAGGCCGAGACCACCCAGGGUCCCAUUGACUUCCACGAGUUCAUUGGCAACGACUGGGUCGUCUUCUUCUCCCACCCCGAGGACUUCACCCCCGUCUGCACCACCGAGCUGGGCGCCUUUGCCAAGCUGCAGCCCGAGUUCACCAAGCGUGGCGUCAAGCUGAUUGGCCUCUCUGCCAACACCGUCGACUCUCACCACACCUGGAUCUCCGACAUCAAGGAGGUCACUGGCGGCCAUGUCACUUUCCCCAUCAUUGGUGACAAGUCUCGCCAGGUUUCCCUGCUCUACGACAUGAUCGACCACCAGGACGCCACCAACGUCGACGAAAAGGGCAUCGCCUUCACCAUCCGCUCCGUCUUCUUCAUCGACCCCAAGAAGAAGAUCCGCACCAUCCUCUCCUACCCUGCCUCCACCGGCCGCAACGCCGCCGAGGUCCUCCGCAUCGUCGACUCCCUCCAGACCGGCGACAAGUACCGCGUCACCACCCCCAUUGACUGGCAGCCCGGCCAGGACGUCAUCGUCGCCCCCGUCAUCAAGGACGACGAGGCUAGGAAGCUGUUCCCCAACUUCAAGACCAUCAAGCCUUACCUGCGCAUGACUGCCCUGCCUGAGCGCCUCAAUGUUUCGUCACCUUCUCAAACUCCCACAAGGGAAGGAUUGACUCCACGGAGCAAUGGCUCUGUAUCAGCAGGCAUGUCGCCUGCAAUCGGGCAGCCUCAAGCGCAAACCCCAUCUGCCGGUACCCCAGUUGGCGGCCCUUCGCAAGGGUCUUCAGCGCAUCUAUCGGGCUUAAUGUGCAACGUACACAGGACGACUGGACAGGAGCCCCCGCCGCUUGUAGGAGCUACGACAACUAUUCUGGGCGAUAGCCUGUAUGUGUUUGGCGGCAGGAUCCUUUCUCGAAGCCGCCCCGCGCCUCUUACCUCUGACCUCUACGAGCUGGACCUCAUACGCCGGCAUUGGACGAGACUCGCAGUGUCUGGCGACAUUCCGCCUCCGCGAUACUUCCAUUCCAUGUGCCCUCUCGGCGGCACCAAGAUGGUUUGCUACGGUGGCAUGUCUCCCGCGCCCAAUCAGCCCAUGGGAGCCGAUCAGCAACAGCCCGAAGUUACCGUCAUGUCCGACAUUCACAUCUACGACGCCCCGACAAAGACAUGGUCUUACGUGCCGGCACAAGAUCCCCCUCAGGGACGCUAUGCCCACUGCGCCACCAUUCUCUCUUCAUCGGCCACAUUUUCCUCAAAGGCCGCCCCUCUUUCUGCUCUCCAGCACAACCCAUCCAACGGCAACCCCAACGAAGGCCGUAUUGGCAUCAACAUUGACGGAUCUGGAGGCGCUCAGUUGAUUGUUGUCGGUGGACAGGAUGGCGCGAACCACUACAUUGAACAAAUCAGCGUAUUCAAUCUCCGAAGCCUCAAGUGGACGACGAACCAGCCUUUGGGCAAGAGCUGCGGCGCCUAUAGGAGUGUCGCCGCGUCUUUGCCCCCGGCGGUAAGCGCAAGGAUUGGAAUGAACGCCCAGAAUGGCCAGCAGCGUACCGAGAGCACUGCCGGCCAAGAACCCGGGUCAUCUAUGCUCAUCUACUCCAACUAUAAUUUCUUGGAUGUCAAGUUGGAGCUGCAGAUCAGGGGUCCCGAUGGAACUUUAACCGAAAGGGCCAUGUCGGGAACUUAUUCUCCGCCUGGCCUUCGCUUCCCCAAUGGUGGUGUCAUUGAUACUCAUUUUGUGGUCAGCGGUACAUAUCUCACGUCAUCGAAGCAGGAAUAUGCGCUCUGGGCCCUGGAUCUUCGAUCUCUCACCUGGAGUCGGAUCGACGCCGGAGGCAGCGUCUUCAGCCAAGGCAGCUGGAACAGAGGUGUUUUGUGGAAUCGACGAAAUACAUUUGUCAUUCUGGGCAACAGGAAGAGGAGCCUGGUUGACGACUACAACCACCGCCGUAUCAACUUUUCCAACGUCUGCAUGGUAGAGCUUGAGGCCUUUGGCUUCUACGAUAACCCGCGCAAGGUGGACCCCAUGUCGGGCUUCGUCUCGGCUAGCAGCCCGUACUCUGGGAUGAACCUAAGCCUUGCGCGCAAAGCUGGUGCUACUGCCGGCGGCCGAUUCCACUCUCGGGCAAGCGAAGAUCUGGGAGAGAAGAUACUGGCGUUCCGGGAGCUGUCCGACAUGGACAUCCUGUGCAUUGGCGGGGAGCGGAUACCAGUCAACUCUCGAAUUGUUGCCCGCAGAUGGGGCCCAUACUUUGUCCAGCUCCUGCGAGAAGGCACAGCUACGCAAGACGGAAGUGAUGCUGUAACACUGCGAUCUGGUCUAUCUAGCAAUCCACUGCGGGCAUCGGCCUUGACCAUUACGCCGAAUAAUAGGAACUUCGACGACUCAGCGACGCUGGUAGGGUCCAUUGGCGGAUCUGUCUCGGGACCAUCUGGUCUCUCAGGACCUAUCCAUCACGGAGGAGGCGGCGCAGCGCACAGCAACGGAGAUGAAGCGGCGGCGGCUGUUAACACAGCGCCAACACCACGCAGUCUGAUGCCUAGCUCAAGGCCUCGAUGCCUUUACCUACCGCACACGUACUUGACCAUUCAAUCCUUGCUGCACUUUUUGUACACUAGCUCUCUACCUUCACCCGCCUCUUCACUGUGCACGCCGCAGAUCCUCUGCUCACUCUUACAAAUAGCGCGGCCAUACAGAGUUGACGGUCUUUUAGAAGCUGUUGUCGAGCGUCUACAUGCCCUUCUCGAUAGUAGGAAUGCGGCGGCGGUGUUCAACGCGACGGCCAUGGCUGCUGGUGGUGGCCGCGGCAUCGAUGGAUCCCUCAAUCCCAACUUUUUCGUUGGCAGUCUUGAUCCGGUGGGAUCUCCAGUCUCUACAUCCGACUUCUCUCUCAGUACCACCACCACCAACGAUUCUUCUUUCGGCUCAGACCUGAAUUCACGUACAGCAAGCCUGAGUCUAAACUCAACUCUCAACACAUCCUACGCCUCAAGCGGCGAUGUUUCUGCUGCAACAAGCGCGAGUGGAUCUGAGUGGGGAUCUGAGAUUGGCGAUAAUGACCGUGACGGCGUCAUCUGGAAUGGAGAGCUUAGCAGCGUCAUUGGCCUACAAAAGCGAGGCCUUCGAGGUCUGAUGGAAGGCCGAAGAAUGAGAGAGAGGACUGGCACGGGAACUGGUGGCGCGGCAGGCAUGGGAGCGAGUGGGAUCGCUGCAAACUAUGGAGGUCAAGCCGGCGGCCAGCGAGUGGGAUUGGGAAUCGCAGGCCCAUGA
Molecule: messenger RNA, 3353 nt
Organism: Trichoderma atroviride IMI 206040
Lineage: Eukaryota; Fungi; Ascomycota; Sordariomycetes; Hypocreales; Hypocreaceae
Biological process (GO): cellular response to oxidative stress; cellular oxidant detoxification; cell redox homeostasis
Cellular component (GO): cytosol; mitochondrion
Molecular function (GO): peroxiredoxin activity
Source: RefSeq, a predicted model, not a curated record